Exaiptasia diaphana is the source of this 2655-nucleotide messenger RNA. RefSeq lists its product as uncharacterized. The transcript has 4 exons. Bases 110 to 2608 code for a protein of 832 amino acids. NCBI's taxonomy places the organism in Eukaryota, Metazoa, Cnidaria, Anthozoa, Actiniaria, Aiptasiidae. The record is from RefSeq and is a predicted model, not a curated record.
ACCCUAAAAUAUAGAGUUACAAUUCUUGUCUAUUCCUAUCCGUUACGCAUUUGAUACCUAAAGUCGUGAAAGCAUAAUAAGGACGUUCGUUUUCUUUUGGUCUUCAAAAAUGAUGGAAAAAGUCGCUCCUACGCGCUCUUCAUCAGCGAUCACCAUCGUGGCUUCACUAGCGAUGCUGCUUUUGUGUUUUGGAGAAUUUGUGCGCAUUGAGAUCGUUUUAAAAAAGCAAACGAAUCGGCUUGAUGAAUUUGAGAAGUUUAUAACCUCAACACAACGUGACUGGAAUACCGCAAGUAUUGAUGAUAUCCAUUCUUCAAAAUAUAAUCAAGAAUUUGUGAAUAUGAAGCUAAUGCUAUAUGCUCAAACCUCAAGUAUAAAGAAAUUAGAAAGAGAGGUUAUUUUCUUAAAGAGGAACUCGAAACAUGUUGACARUUUCUCAGCAAACAAACCGGAGGAUGAACGAGAAACUGACCCGGAACUGACUCACAAAAUAUCSAAACGAAACAUUCGAGCUGAUAAUUUACCAAUAUUGAACACCACAAAACAGUCGCUUAAAGAUCAAAUCACAAAAACCAUUCAUCAAGAGGUUGGUAAAGCAGUGUCUAAGCUACAAUCUGCGAGAUACUGGAUUCCUAUUCCAGGCCCUCCAGGCCCACAAGGAGAGAAAGGACAGAAAGGUGAUGUAGGGACAAAAGGAUCACGUGGACCAAGAGGAAAGCUUGGAAGAAGAGGAAAACGAGGACCACAUGGUUUGAAAGGUGAUCCGGGAGAAAAUGGAGCUGCCGGUCCACAAGGCAUACCGGGAGCGAAGGGGGAUCCUGGUCCUUCCCUAGCACCACCAUCAGUAAUUAUUUCGCCCUCGUAUUUGGUUAUCAAUGAAAGUCAAACGGCCAUUUUGCAUUGUUCUGCUAUCGGUUACCCACGACCUGCUGUAGUUUGGAGUAAAGGAAACGGUUCGUUGCCGAAAGGAAGAUCUUUUGUUGACAGAAACGGGAAACUUGAACUGAGACAAGUCGCUUCAUCUGAUACAGGAACAUAUGUAUGCAAAGCUUUUAACAUUCUUGGUAGCAAACACAGCAAAUCGACAAUUGAAGUGAACUCACGACCUCGAGUGACCUUGAUCAGUGGACCAGUAUAUGAAAAGAUAGGUACGGACAUUGUCAUGCCAAAAUGUCACGUGACAGGACAUCCUAAACCAAAGAUCACGUGGUCAAAGUCUACUGGUUCAUUGAAUAUCAGCCGAAGCGUCAUUACAGAUGGACAGAUGACGCUCUUUAGAGCAAACAAAGAAGAUUCUGGGACAUAUUUGUGUAAAGCUGAAAAUCUUCUUGGCUCAGUUACAAAAGGAACAUUUCUUAUUGUUGUUGAGCUGCCAAGAUUCAGCAUCAAACCUCCUACAUCACUCGUCACCCUUCCUGGAAAAACUGUUCGUCUCAAUUGUAAAGCUACAGGAGAGCCUAAACCAGUCAUAACAUGGAGAAGAGAAAAUGGCCAAUACAAAACAGGUUUUGGAAACCUGAAUGGCGAGUUUUGGUUGGGUAACGAUUACAUCCAUCGACUGACAGCAAGAACACCAUCAAGUCUUCGCGUGGAAAUCGAGCACUGGGAUGGAACUCAGAUCUACGCCAAAUAUGGUAGCUUUAGUGUAGGUGAUGAGUCAGACAAGUACAGGUUGAGGGUUGGCGGGUAUUCGGGUACAGCUGGAGACUCGUUAGCAUGGCAUAACAACUGGGCUUUUACCACCAAAGAUAGAGAUAACGAUGGUCAUAGAGUGUUCACCAUCGUGGCUUCACUAGCGAUGCUGCUUUUGUGUUUUGGAGAAUUUGUGCGCAUUGAGAAUCGGCUUGAUGAAUUUGAGAAGUUAACAACCUCAACACAACGUGACAGAAAUACCGCAAAUAUUGACGACAACGAUUCUUCAAAAUAUAAUCAAGAAUUUGUGAAUAUGAAGCUAAUGCUAUAUGCUCAAACCUCAAUUAUAAAGAAAUUAAAAAGAGAGGUUAUUUUCUUAAAGAGGAACUCGAAACAUGUUGACAGUUUCUCAACAAACCGACCGGAAAAGGAUCGAGAAACUUACCCGGAAGUGAAUCACAAAAUAUCCAAACGAAACAUUGGAGCUGCUAAUUCACCAAUAUUAAACACCACAAAGCAGUCGCUAAAAGAACAACUCACAAAAACCAUUCAUCAAGAGGUUGGUAAAGCCGUGUCUAAGCUACAAUCUGCGAGAUACUGGAUCCCUAUUCCAGGACCUCCCGGUCCACAAGGAGAGAAAGGACAGAAAGGUGAUGUAGGGACAAAAGGACCAAGUGGACCAAGAGGAAAGCCUGGAAGAAGAGGAAAACGAGGACCACGUGGUUUGAAAGGUGAUCCGGGAGAAAAUGGAGCUGCCGGUCCACAAGGCAURCCGGGASCGAAGGGGGAUCCUGGUCCUUCCCUAGCACCACCAUCAGUAAUUAUUUCGCCCUCGCAUUUGGUUAUCAAUGAAAGUCAAACGGCCAUUUUGCAUUGUUCUGCUAUCGGUUACCCACGACCUGCUGUAGUUUGGAGCAAAGAAAACGGUUUGCUUCCGAAAGGAAGAUUUUCAGUUGACAGCAACGGGAAAGCUUGAACUGAAACAAGUCGUUUCAUCUGAUACAGGAACAUAUGUAUGCAAUG